Messenger RNA from Lodderomyces pseudojiufengensis, 4179 nucleotides. RefSeq names its product Srb9p (gene SRB9). The transcript has a single exon. NCBI's taxonomy places the organism in Eukaryota, Fungi, Ascomycota, Pichiomycetes, Serinales, Debaryomycetaceae. The record is from RefSeq and is a predicted model, not a curated record. Gene Ontology annotation, cellular component: mediator complex. Bases 1 to 4179 code for a protein of 1392 amino acids. Gene Ontology annotation, molecular function: transcription coregulator activity. Gene Ontology annotation, biological process: regulation of transcription by RNA polymerase II.
AUGUUUGAGACGCAAUUAUCAAAUGUGAAAACUAAUUAUUUCAAAAUUGGACAUUUGAAAAAUCUAACCUAUACUAUAUAUACUAGUCAAGAUAAUACUAAUAAUGAUCAAGAAUUAUUAGAAUUGGAAUUAACUAUUCGUCACCAAUAUCCAAAUUCAUUGAUAACUUAUUACAAUAAAAGUUUAUUUCAUUUUACCAUCAAUAAUGAAGAACAAAAUUUAGAUGUGAAAUUAAAUUUGAAAUUUAAAGAUACAGUUUCAGUUGAAAAAUUAUCAAAUCCUCCGAAAGGAACAGAUGAUGAUUAUUUAGCAUUUGCAAACGUUAGUUUUGCAAAAGCAGUCAAAAAGAUGAUACUAUAUAAUUUAGCAUUAAAGGGAGUGAUCAAAUUAUUUGGCAACUAUUGUAUAUAUAGUACUGAUAGUUUAUCAUAUUCAAUAAUUUGUAUGGAUCCAAUAUUACUCAGUAAUGGAGACUUACUACUAUCAUGUACGGAGAGAAAUCUUUUGAAAUUAUACAAUUCAUCCAUAGUAUCCACAACAGCUUCCAAUGAUUGUAAUUUUGUCAUAUAUAUCUUGCCAAGUGGUAUACGAUGUCAUUUAUUUGAUACAACCAAUAUACAAAAUAAUUUUGUUAAUAAACCACAACUUGAAAGUGAAAAGCUACUACGUUUACUAGAGCUAAGUACUCAAUGUGAUUUGAAAGAGACAUUAUGGGUGAAGUUAAUACCGAAUUUAAAACAUUUAAAUAAUCAAACAUCAUUAAUAUCAAAGUUUAUACAUUCAGUUGAAAAUAAAAAAUUCAUUUUAUGGCCAUGGUGUUUAUGUCUAUUACAAUUUGGAUUGAAAGAACAUAACAAUACCGAUAUUCAAAAACGGAAAGAAACAGAUCCUCUUCAAAUUCUUUCAGCAUAUUUAGAUUUCAAAGUAAAACGAAAUUUAGAAUCACCACCAACACCAAAGUCUGCUUCCCCACCCUCAGUCUCAACUGAACAAACACCAGCAUUAGAACCACCGGCUCCAUCGAGUGUCCCUUCAGUCAAUGCGACAAUCCCAAAUCCUACAAAUGAAUUUCCUGUUAAUAUGACAACGCCCUUUGGUUCAGAUGUUUAUAAUUUACAAGCUACAGACAAUUUUUUCAACAAACCAGAAAAUCCAGACAAUAUGGAAAUUGACGACUUGUUUGGAAAAGAAGAUGGUAGUCAGAAAGAGAAAAAAAUAGAUGAAAAACCUGGUAAUGAAGAGAAAGAAAGCGAUGAAAGUAUGGAUGAUUUAUUUGGAGAUUUUGAAGAAGAUGAUGUUCCAGAAUCUAAACCUGAUGAAACCGAUGUUAUAGGAUCUAAAGCUGAAGCAAAUGGUACAACAGUUGAAGUUAAACCUGAAGUUCACGUCAGCAUAGAGAAGAGAAAACUACCUUACAUUGAAACAUUAAAAAACAAAAUGACUAUGAAUAACUUUACUCCAGAUUACAAAGAUCCCGGUGCACCAGCUCCAGUAAAUCAGACUCCCAUGAUAGCUCCACCAACGUCCAUUGAUAUUGCCACAACGACCGGUAAUAUCAAAACAAAUGAUAUAACGUCAACACCAAAACUGAAGUCAUCAUUCUCACCAAUAGUAUUUAAUCCUAUCAUUCAAAAAGAUAUUGACGACAAAUACGGUAAAGGUGGUAAAUUCUAUUAUGAGAAAGAUAAUAAAUUAUUCGACAAAUCUAUUAAAGCAACAACCAGAGUGGGAAACUCUGAUCCCAAUGACUCAAGUGAUGAAUCGUCUGAAUCUUCGAACGAUGAAAGUGAUGAAGAUGAUAAUAUAAUUCAGGAUGAUCACGGGAAUUCUUUCAUACCCACUGCUCCUCCAGCCCAAGAUUUCAAUAAUACCCAAAAUGCAACCUCCAAUACAUUUUACGGAUCUCCAGUUGUCAAUAAAGUUGGAUUCAAAACAGAUUCCCCGUUUACUUCAAGCGCUAUGAUGACUCCAAAUAUUUUUGAUACCCCUCAUACUCAUCGCACUGGCUCUUCUUCUUCAUCAUCAAUCAUAUCAAAUAAGGAUUUAGAAUUUCCAAAAAUCAGUGAGUCUUCAAAUUAUUUACCAUUAAUAUUAAGAAAUGUGAAUAUCUCGUCAAUACCUGAUUCAUUUUUGUUGAACAACCUUUCGGCAAUUCCAUCGUUUUCAAUGAUGAAUGAAUAUUCUGAUAAUGAUUUAGAAAUUUCUCAUGGAAAUGAGAUGAUCACUAAAAUUAAAGAUAUAAAGGAAUUACUUCAUUUUAUUUCAUCAAAUAUUGUUUUUGAUUUAGGUUUGUUCGCAAACAUAACAAUAAAUUCAGAAGUUGAAUAUCAAAUUCCUUCAGCAAGUUUUUUAGAAAAAUUUAAAGAGAUUUUCCCGCUUUCUUAUCAAACAUCAUUAAUUGAAUUUGUUCAUGAAAUUUUAAACAAAGAAAAUGAUGAUCCUUUACAUUUUUUUGGAGAAGAAGAAUCAAUCAAUAAACAAGUCAAUGAUACCGAAUGGAACGUUUUGGAAACUCAAUCAGACAAGUUUGAUAAAUAUAAUGAAUUACUUACAAAAUUAAAUGUUUCAACUAAUGUUGGAGAAAAUGAAGUGUUUAAAAUUCCUGAAGUUAAAAUUAAAGUUGAAAAAAAUGGAAAUUUAUUAAAUCUUAAUAGUUUGAGUUUAGAUUUUUGGAACUAUUUAAAUUUCAAACCAAUAAAUUCUCCUAAAAGUUUUCAGAUAUUAGUGAUUGGAAAAUCAGGCUCUUAUGCAAAUGAAUUUUUGAACAGGUUAAGUGAUAAUUAUAGUGAAAAUCAUUUUGGUCAUAUCUCAAGAUUAAAUCUUUCUACUGUUGAUACAAGAUCGGACUUAGAACCUAUUUCAGAUGGAUUAUUACUUUUAAAACCUUGUAUGAAUUAUGGUGAAUUGUAUUUACAAUUGAAUCAGAAAUUAAACUCAUUAGUGGAGUUGAUAAAAUUGGAUUUGAUUAACAAGACGAACAAAUUUGAAUUUGAUAGACCUUUACUUUUAUUGUUUGUUAAUUUUGAUUCUAGUUUUAAUAGCAUUCUUCAGAUAUCAAAAGUAUUAAGGAAUUUUAAAGUUGCUUUAUUAAAUUAUCAAGUUCCAUUAGUACAAAUUUUCACAAAAAUCAUUCCAUCAUCUUUAAUAGUUAGAUCUCCGCUGAACCUUAAAGUUUUCAGUAAUUAUACAACAACUAAACUUUCAAUGGUAUUAUAUAAUGAAUGUCCUAACGAGAAAAACAUAGUUGCACCUAUCGCGAGAGAACCUCCUACUAAGAUUCAAUUCAAGUUUAUGAAUGGAAGUUAUAGAGACAAUAACAAUACUGAAGAUAGUUUUCUACAUAUAGCUUAUGAAAGAUCAAUUGAUAAAAGUUGGUUAGCAGCAGCAUGGUCAGAUCCAUUUGGAAGUGUAAACCAAACAAAAUCAUGGUAUUGUUCACGAAAUAAUCAUGAUAUAGGAUCAAUUGCUGAUGAGAUAUGGAAUAUAUCAACUGAAUUAUUCAAAUCUAUUGAUUCUCCUGGUGGUAAGAAAUUUUUGGUCUUGACAAGAAUCAAUAGUGUCAUACCAGAUGAUGAAUUGGUACAUUGGAAGAGAUUGAGUAUGAAGUUUAAAGAUAUAUCAUUGAUUGUUUUAUCUGUAAAUCGUUCACCAAAGUUGAUAUUUUCAAAAACUAAUUCAUUGUCUGAUGAUUAUAUCUUGAGUGAAGGUGAAACUUCCAAUGCUGCAUCAAUAUUAGUAACAUCACCGAAUGGAUUAGCUUUUCAUUCCCCUCAACAGUUCUUAAAUGCACCAUCAAAUUUUUUAUCCCCACAAGAUGCACCUACAUAUACAGAACCAGAUAUGAUUUUAAAAGAUGGAGCAGAGAUUUUUGGAAUGAUGCCCAAGGUGCAAUUGCCAUCAUUUAAUUCUCCGAGUAGGGCAAGUAUGAAGGUAGGAUAUUUAAUAAAGGAACAUUCUUUAGAUCAAUUAUUGAUAUAUGAGGUUAAUUUAUUAAGUUGUUCAAAUUAUUGGAAUUUAGAUACGUUAAUGAGAAUAAUAUUGAUGCAAUAUAAAAAAUUGAUCACUUUGAAUAAUAUUUUGGGAAUAUCGGGCUUUGAUAAAACUCAACUAGUCCCUUGGCAUAUUAAUGCUGUUGGUAAGCUAUUAAACUAUUUAGUUCAUAUAUAUGUUGAAGAAUAA